Haliotis rubra (blacklip abalone) is the source of this 862-nucleotide messenger RNA. Its product is annotated as peptidyl-prolyl cis-trans isomerase-like. The transcript is spliced from 7 exons. The record is from RefSeq and is a predicted model, not a curated record. Gene Ontology annotation, biological process: protein folding; protein peptidyl-prolyl isomerization. Lineage: Eukaryota; Metazoa; Mollusca; Gastropoda; Lepetellida; Haliotidae. Bases 48 to 623 code for a protein of 191 amino acids. Gene Ontology annotation, molecular function: peptidyl-prolyl cis-trans isomerase activity. Gene Ontology annotation, cellular component: intracellular membrane-bounded organelle.
CAAGGGAGGUAACUCUAAAUAUCUUCCCUCCGAUAACAUCCAGUGACAUGGUUUUCUCAAGACGAUUGCUUGGCUUUGGAACCCAGUUUUUGAGGUUCAGCCAAUGUCGGGCUCAAAGCACAAAGAAUCCUCAAGUGUUCUUUGAUGUAAGUAUUGACAACAAGGAUGCUGGGCGUAUAGUGAUGGAACUCCGGGCUGAUGUAGCCCCCAGAACAGCAGAAAAUUUCCGAGCUCUGUGUACACACGAGAAAGGGUUUGGCUACAAGGGAAGCUCCUUUCAUAGAAUAAUCCCCACUUUUAUGUGCCAGGGAGGAGACUUUACCAGACAUAAUGGUACUGGUGGGAAGUCUAUCUACGGGGAAAAGUUUGCUGACGAGAACUUUGACCUGAAGCACACUGGACCAGGGAUUCUCUCCAUGGCUAAUGCUGGACCGAACACAAAUGGCUCUCAGUUCUUUAUUUGCACAGAAAAAACAGAAUGGCUAGAUGGGAAGCAUGUUGUGUUUGGUCAGGUCACUGAUGGCAUGGACACUGUCAAGAAGAUGGAGGCUUGUGGUUCCCGAAAUGGCACUCCAGCUAAGAGAGUUUCUAUAGAAGACUGUGGGGAGGUGAAGGAGGAGUAGCAGGAAGUGACUCUAGGUGGGAAUGAGUUUGUUAGAUCUGGCAGCAGCAGCAGCAGCAGCAACAGCAGUAGCUUCUGGGCCUGGUCACAACGCUUGGCCCUGGAAGUAGGCCAUAACAGCUUAACAGCUUGCUGUGGAAGUAACCCAGGACCAACAGCAUGCUGUCACAAUGCUGUAGUUGAACCAGAUCGCUCGUGGAGAACGAACCUAAAUACACUUCCAAUGUAAUCUGCAAUUAA